Molecule: messenger RNA, 2589 nt
Organism: Bombyx mori (domestic silkworm)
Lineage: Eukaryota; Metazoa; Arthropoda; Insecta; Lepidoptera; Bombycidae
Exons: 10
Coding region: 202-1860 (552 amino acids)
Source: RefSeq, a predicted model, not a curated record
GAAUCGGAUUGAGCGUUACGCAAGACGUCUGCGACACUAUCGCUGAUCUCGCGGUCUGCUGGUUUCUGAAGAAAGCUAGGUGGGGACCUGUAUGGUUGAACGCGUGCGGUCGUCGGUCAGUGUGUGAGGUGCUAGUGAGCGAGUGAGCCGCGACCAUCCGACUUAAAAUUACACACGUUUUAAAUUAAAAACAAGAAAGGAAUGUCUGCUAAAAUGCGAGUGUUCCUGCUGUUAGCUCUUUUCGGGGCCACUUUAGCGAGAGAAGAUGACUGGCAGCCGAUACUGCCGGAAUCUUCUAUCACCUACUCUUCAUACAAAUCAGCAGAACGUUCCUUGGACUCCAGCCCAUCAUUGAAGAUUCUCAAUCGAAGACCGAUCUCCAGCAACUACGUAGCGAACAACAAAGUGAAUCUACUCAGUUCUGCCGCACCAAUGUCUGACGCAUGCAGCGUGUACAAGGCAUCGCUGAAUCAGGAGUUGUACUUCCAGUACGUAGAAUACGAGAGCAACCUGCCAGACCUCAAGGAGUUUACGAUGUGCUUGUGGAUGAAGUUCCAUAACCACUCUACUGAUCAUCCACUUUUCUCAUAUGCUGUUGAUGAUAACCCAAAAGAAAUAUCUUUCUGGGUCUCCAAUACCAAAGAAGCCAGCUACUUCAGCAUGGCGGUUCACGGACAAACUUUCUUCAGGCUCAACUAUCCUUUGAAGCUCAAUAGGUGGUAUCAUUCAUGUCAGUCGUGGAACGGCAAAACUGGAGAAUGGCAGAUUUGGGUAAACGCUGAACGUGUUGGAAGAGGGUUCCACAAUCGGUUGGUCGGUCAUAUUAUCAAAGGAGGAGGAGUUGCUAUUACUGGACAAGAACAAGCUUUGAUUUAUAACAAGGACAACGUCGAACAACUACAAAGACAAGCAGGUUUCAUUGGUGAAAUAACAAUGCUGCAACUUUAUCAUGUCGCUUUAACUGCUGGCAAGGCGCAUAAAGAUCACAAACACCAUCACGUACACCACUUCAGACACGACGGAACUCCGUUCGAAACGGCCACAGAGGCAGCAAAUGAACUUCCAGAGCCGCAAGCCACACCUCUUGGAAACGGAAACUUCCUUAUCGGCAACCAACUGCAGCGAGCGCCUAAUCUAAACCUCGCAGGCUCCCAGCAAAUGGUACCAGUACACCUACCUAACGGUCUUCAAUUGCAACAGGAAUAUGUAAACGGACAACUUGGCAAUAGAAUCGUAUCGGAACAGUUGUUGAAUAGCGUUCAAUUACCAGACAUGAGAGGAACUCCAGUAUCCCAAUUCACUUUAGUACCGGUUACAUCAAGUCAAUCUUACACGCAGCCCCGACCACUUGGCCCUUCAAAAGGAACAUCAGUUCUCUUAUCGGGUAGUCUACUAAAUCCAGCGAAUGUCCAAUACAUCGAUGAUACUCAACACAAUGUUUACCGAAGGGAAUCUAAAAGAGACAAACGAGACAACCCUGAAAAGGAACUGGCUGAAGAAGUUGUCACAGCGAGAAAAGAUAAGCGUGGCCUCGUUGCCCUGUCGGAUGGCUCCAUAGUAGAUGAGGCUUUAUUAAGCCCCACAAUCCUUGAUAAAGAUGAGGAAGCUCUAUUUCAAGAGUCGCUGCUACAUGGUCUUGCCGGUGUUGUUGGUAAUCUACCAGUACAGAAUGUACAAAAAGAGACUGUGGAUGAAAGAGAACCGGCUGAAGCCGAAGUCAAAGCGGUGAUGCAAGUGUGCAGCGGUUGUACACCCGAACCGUUCAAAAAGGCUCUAGUUUUAUCAUGGCGGACGACAUCCAAAAAACUAUACAGCGGCGCACAUUACUAUAAAGGUCUUCCCAUCUGUCGAGCUUUCUAAGAACAUUAAAAUGGAUUAUUGUUAGAUGAAAACUAUUUGUUAGAUGAGCUCAAAGAUGAAUAGUAAUUUGAUAUAGCAAGUUAGUAAGAAUAGACAACAAUGAGUGUAGUUGUUUACCUUAGUCUCUUAAUGAACGGUUGAAUGAUAUCAAGUUAUAAGGCGUCUCGAUAAAUCAGAUAUAAAUUCAAGGCUGUUCUUUAUUCAAAGUUUUCCAAUACUUGUUUAAUGCGGGACAAUUUAAUUUCCAACAUCAAAAUUUGCAACUUAAUUUAAAACUGUCCUAUAUUACAUUAAAUUCAGACCUUAAAUGCAUAAUAUCCAAUUGAAUUAUGUAACUUGUAAAAAGUCAGAAGACACGAAUCUUUCAUUAUACUCAUGUUGUAAAUACGAUCAGUUCUAUCGAGUUCGUUAAGGUAAUUUAUAUUAUCAUUUUAAAAUUUAGUUCGUCUUUCAUUGGAAAUAGCUUGCCAUGAUGAGUUGGUUUAUUUAUUGUAGUCAUAAGUUCGAGUCUUAUAAUUUACUUUUAUACUAACGAUAUUUAGUUUAGUAGGUAUGUGCCUUUUUAGAAAUGUUUUUAUAUUAUACCUAGGUCUAAAUUAAUCGAUUUAAAUAUAUUGUUUUGCACGUCUCUUAGUAUCGAGAGCCAGAUGCUUCAUUUUUUUUUUAUUUUAGAUUUAAGAUUCCGCUUACCUAUUUGUUACCAUUUUAUAAAAUAAAGAUUUCAAAAUA